UUGAUGGCAAAGCAGACCCUUUGGCAGCCGAGGAGUGGUUAAGAGGGCUAGAAUGAAUCUACAAACACAUGGCAUGCACUGAUGCACAAAAGGUAUCAUGUGCCGAGUUUAUGCUAGUUGGAGCAGCAGGCCACUGGUGGGAGUCUGCUUCGCGCACUAGAACGGAAGCGCAACAAUGUGCUAUGACUUGGGCACAGUUCAAGGAAGAGGUAAUGACAAAAUACUUUCCUCAAUCACUGAGGGAUCGGAGAGAGGCAGAGUUCCUACAGCUGAAACAAGGAAAUAUGUCGCUUGAUGAGUAUGAAAGGAAGUUUGAACAACUUUCUAGGUAUGCUACACAUCUUGUCGAUACCGAGCCAAAGAAGGCUAGAAGGUUCGAAUUAGGCCUAAGUCCAGAGAUUGGAGGAAUCAUGGAAUCUCACCAUACGACCACAUAUAGUGAAGUACUUCAACGAGCGCAGUCAAUUUCUGAUCGUCUAGAAAUGGAUCGGAUGACUGAGAAGAAUAAUGAGUCAUAUGGGAAACGAAAGUGGAAUGGAUUGAAUAAAGGGAAGGGAUUUGGACAAUUUAAGAAUCCCAAUAUAGGAUCAGGAUCAGGGUCAAGUAAACCAAAUAAAGUUACUCCACGAUGCCCAAAGUGCAAUAAGGCCCAUGGAGGGGAGUGCUGGUUUGGGAAAAAUGUAUGCUAUCGAUGUGGCCAAGAAGGUCAUUUUGCUUCGGAUUGCAAGGCAUACCCACCUAAGAAGGAUAAUGAACAGGGAAGGAAAGUGAAAGCCAAAGUCUUUGCUUUAACCCGGGAAGAGGCAACAGAGGAUCCAAAUGUAAUGGCAGACUCCGGAGCUACUCAUUCAUUUAUCUCCACUGCAUUUAUUGCUAAAUCACAAUUUUGA
Messenger RNA from Olea europaea var. sylvestris, 890 nucleotides. RefSeq lists its product as uncharacterized. Gene Ontology annotation, molecular function: nucleic acid binding; zinc ion binding; aspartic-type endopeptidase activity. The transcript has 3 exons. NCBI's taxonomy places the organism in Eukaryota, Viridiplantae, Streptophyta, Magnoliopsida, Lamiales, Oleaceae. Bases 69 to 890 code for a protein of 273 amino acids. The record is from RefSeq and is a predicted model, not a curated record. Gene Ontology annotation, biological process: proteolysis.